This is a messenger RNA of Acanthopagrus latus (yellowfin seabream), 5288 nucleotides long. RefSeq names its product protein O-mannosyl-transferase TMTC2-like. Lineage: Eukaryota; Metazoa; Chordata; Actinopteri; Spariformes; Sparidae. Gene Ontology annotation, cellular component: endoplasmic reticulum membrane. The coding region runs from base 540 to 3101 and encodes 853 amino acids. The record is from RefSeq and is a predicted model, not a curated record. Gene Ontology annotation, molecular function: protein binding; mannosyltransferase activity. Gene Ontology annotation, biological process: protein O-linked glycosylation via mannose. The transcript is spliced from 12 exons.
CCUGAUUCUUAUUCCACUCCAUCCCUCAUGCAUCAAAACACAUUUACUCAUCUCCACCACUCUCCACCUCUUUUUUUUCCCCUCCCUCCCAGCGCGGAGCCCGGUGCGCAUGCGCGGCCUGGGUGGAAAAACCACAUGCGUCUCCCCGCUCCGCUCUCUCCAGAGCCGAGGCGGAGAGAUGCGCACACCGAGGACGCCGCAGCACAGAAAUGCGCACAGCUCCCCGAGCCGGACCCGGCGGCAGCUUCGCCUCCUCCACAGCCCCGACCCGCCUCUCAGCGCCAUGGGUUAGAAGGGAGCAUGGCAAACUUUGACACACUUUGCACGUCACGGGAGAUGAAACCCUGCGUUGUCUGGAGAGCUGCGCCGGCGAGCGGCUGAAUCGAAAGCACAAUAACACAGAGACUUGGACAGAGCCGCUGGUGCGUGUGGUUGUGGACGGUGCUGGUGCUGGUGGUGGUGCUGGCGUGGCGGGGAGGGGGACCUGAUUACCAGUCAUCAUUUCUACCCCGGCUCCUCUCCCACUCCGCCUUUGAGAGAUGAUCACGGAGCUGGUGUGCACCGCCGUGGCUGUGGGUCUCUAUCUGAACACGCUGGACGCAGAUUUCUGCUACGAUGACAGCCGAGCCAUCAAGACCAACCAGGACCUCCUCCCUGAGACUCCGUGGUCCAACAUCCUGUAUGACGACUUCUGGGGCACCCUGCUCACCCACAGCGGCAGCCACAAGUCCUUCCGCCCGCUCUGCACCCUCUCCUUCCGCCUCAACUACACCCUGCACGGCCUGCGUCCCUGGGGCUACCACCUGCUGAACCUGGUUCUCCACGGCCUCGUCACCGCCCUCUUCACCGCCUUCAGCCGCACGCUCCUCGGCGGUGGGCUGUGGAGCCUUCUGGCCGGCCUUCUUUUCGCCUCUCACCCGGUUCACACCGAGGCAGUCGCUGGCGUGGUCGGGAGGGCGGACGUCGGCGCGGCGAUGUUUUUUCUGCUGUCUCUUCUCUGCUACAUGAGGCACUGUGGACUUCGUAGGGACCCUCAAGGGAGCUUUCAGAGCAGCUCGGCCGUCUGCUGCUGGGCCUGGAUGCUGGGCAGCCUGUGGUGUGCGGCAGCCAGCAUGCUGUGGAAGGAGCAGGGGGUGACGGUGCUGGCCGUGUCGGCCGUGUACGACCUCUUCGUGUUCCAGAGACUCCGGUUUCGCCAGGUGCUCCUCAGCCUGUUAGGAAAGAAGAAGAACGCCGGUGUUUUGCUGAGUCUCGGCGUGCUGGCUUCCUGGGGAGUGUUUCUGCUGUCAGCUCGCCUCUACUGGAUGGGCAAUAAGCCUCCCAAUUUCUCCAACUCUGACAACCCCGCAGCUGACUCGCCGCAUUUGCUCACACGGACGCUGACAUUCCUCCACCUGCCCGCCGCCAACGCCUGGCUGCUGCUCUGCCCCGACAGGCUCAGUUUCGACUGGUCCAUGGACGCCGUGCCCUUGGUCAGGUCCCUGGCCGACUGGAGGAACCUUCACACCGUUGCCUUUUAUGGUGGAUUUAUCCUCCUGGCUUUGUUUGGCCUUCGCGGUCCCACCUGCAAAGCCAAGGAGACCAAUGGGAAAGCUCAUAUCACUAAUGGGAAAUCAAUCACUAACGGGAAUGGUUACCAUGCCCCUGACACAAACCAUAACACAGACCAGGGGCCGCCAAAGACCACCCUGAAUGGCUCAGGUGGACUCCACCAAUGCCCUCCACAGACGUCCCUGCCCCCCACAGAAAACCUAGUACUGUUAUCAUUAGGCAUCAUGUCGCUGCCUUUCAUCCCGGCCACUAACCUGUUCUUCUAUGUAGGUUUUGUAAUAGCAGAGAGGGUUCUAUACAUCCCCAGUAUAGGCUUCUGUUUACUGGUCGCGACCGGUGCAAGAACCUUGUAUGUCAGACUGAGGACUAAAGGCUGUAAGGCCUUGCUGUUGUGUCUCUGUGCGGGACUAGUGCUGCUGAACGGGCUCAGAACCGUUCAGAGGAACAGGGACUGGAGCAACGAGGAGAAUCUCUACAAGUCGGGGAUCAGUGUGAAUCCUGCUAAAGCCUGGGGAAACUUGGGGAACGUACUGAAGAACCAGGGCAAAAUGGCGGAGGCGGAGAGGGCGUACAGAAACGCUCUGCACCACCGAGGGAACAUGGCUGACAUGCUGUAUAACCUUGGCUUGCUGCUGCAGGAGAACGAGCGGUUCACUGAAGCGCUGCAUUAUUACAAACUGGCUAUUGGGAGCCGGCCAACACUGGCAUCGGCAUACUUGAACACAGGAAUCAUCCUGAUGAACCAGGGCAGCCUGGAGGAGGCCAAACGCACCUUCCUGACCUGCGCCGACAUUCCAGACGAGAACCUGAAGGACCCCCACGCCCACAAGAGCUCCGUCACCAGCUGCCUGUACAACCUGGGGAAGCUGCUCCACGAACAGGGCCAGCAGGAGGAGGCCCUGUCUAUAUAUAAGGAGGCGGUACAGAAAAUGCCGCGACAGUUUGCACCACACAGCCUUUUCAACAUGAUGGGAGAGGCCUACAUGAGGCUGAACCGACUGGAGGAAGCAGGCCACUGGUACAGAGAGUCCCUCAGGAGCAAGCCAGACCACAUCCCUGCCCACCUCACUUAUGGAAAACUCCUGUCCAUCAUCGGGCAGAAGACAGAAGCAGAGAAGUAUUAUCUCAGAGCCAUUCAACUGGACCCGAUGAAAGGAAACUGCUACAUGCACUAUGGUCAGUUUCUUCUGGAGCAGUCUCGUCUCGGCGAGGCGGCGGAGAUGGCGGAGAGAGCUGCAGAGCUGGACAGCUCAGAGUUUGAUGUGGUCUUCAGCGCUGCUCACAUGCUCAGACAGGCCAGUCUGAACGAGGCAGCAGAGAUUCAGUACGAGCGUGCGGCCGGCCUUAGACCAGAUUACCCCGCUGCUCUGAUGAACCUCGGUGCCAUCCUCCACCUGAAUGGGAAGCUCCCUGAAGCCGAGGCCAACUACCUGCGAGCGCUGCAGCUCAAACCUGACGACGCCAUCACCCAGUCCAACCUGCGCAAGCUGUGGAACAUCAUGGAGAGGCAGGGGCUCAGGAUAAGGCAGACGCACAGGAGCGACCUUUGAACUGAGAGAGCUGCUGCACUCUUUAAUGCUGACAUAGCAUACUCCAGAGAAUGAAGCAGGAGAGGACGUGAAAGAGCUGGAGGCUGCAAGCUGUCGCUACGAGACAGGAGAGACGGAUUCUGUAGAGUUGCGGCCUGCGAUGCUUGCGAAAGGCAGUUUGAGACUCGGCAUGUUUUGAAUUUAAAGGUGUUCGGCCUUGAUAAGUCACCAACAGUGCUGCACGGUGGCUGAAAAGACUACGACUAAUGUCACCUUUUAUUAUGAAAUUUUAUAAAGUGAUGCUUAAUGAUGCACUGAAGUCAAAGGAUAACAACAAAGAACAACAAACAACAAAGGUCUGGAAAAUCAGUUGAUUGUUAUUUCAAUAUCAUUAAAAAUGUUGUAAAGCACUUAAUUUGAAUGAGGAUGUAGCUAAAGUAUUUUGAUAAUAAUUCCUGCAGAAUGGGUUUUGAAGUUGUCAGCACUGUUUGUUUGUUCAGGAUGCCAGCUGGUUUGUGUUAAAGGAGAACAUCACCCUAGUCUUAUUAAUCGCCUCAAGUGAUGUCACUUGAGUCAACAUCCAUUGGGACUGAAGUCUGCGCAUUUGAAUAUGAAAGAUUUUGGAGGUCUACAGUUAGAAAAGGAGGGAGCCAGAGUCUACAUUAGCUGCUACUAGCAUAACACAACAGAAUAUUUGCAGGUAAAUUACCUAAAGUGAUGUCAUUUGAGUCAAGUGAUAUCACUUGAGUCAACAUCCAUUUGGAUGGAAAUUUUACAAAGGAAAAAAGAAAUGUGGGUUUGGGGUCAGAAAGAAGUAAGCAAGUGGCUUGAGGCUACUUUAGCCACUACUAGCAUAACCUACCAGAUUUUUGCAGAUAAAUGGCCUCAAACGAUGUCACUUGAGCCAUGUGAUGUAACUGGAGUCAGCAUCUGUUGGGGAGUUAGAAAGAAGUGAACUAGUGGUUUGAGGAUACAUUAGGACACAUUCUACUAGCAUAACACCAGAAUCUGUUUAAACAGCUGGCGGUCGAGUUGCAUUGUGGGUGAUCUCAUCCGAUAAAUUGUCAGCAUCAACUGGGUCUCAAUAAAAAUACAUUUGCAGAUGUGGCGCUUUUAUCUGGCAAAACUGUUGGCGAUCUACUUUCAUGGUGGAUAAUGUAGGCUGAUAAAUUGCCUUAAGUGAUGUCACUUGAUGUACUGUGAUGUACAUCGGCCGCUACUAGCAUAACACACCAGAAACUGUUAUCAGCAGAGCUGCAUUAUGGGUAAUGUAGGCACCAGUCUUUGACAAGAGAGAAGAAUACACAGAAUCUGAAAGGCAUUCCGUGUGGUUCUGCUGCAUUGAUUUUGGUUUUUGUCAAUCAUGAGUCCAACAGUUUGGUAGGAGUGCUAAGCUGAAUUAGUAGCGUACUCAUAAAUAAAAUAUUAAACCCUGAUUCAUUACCCUCAGGGUGCUCUUGCCUUCAACUUUUGCUUUUAAGACAAUAAAUGGAUAACUUUAAAAGCAUGCCAGUGCAAAGACAUCUUCAGGUACCACCCUCUAAUACAGUGCUGUCUUGUAAAUUGCUCUGACAAAUGAAAAAAUAACAGGUCAAAAUAUAGAGUAAUGCAUUGCCAAACACAUUCUGUUGUCUGCGUCACUGAAGAUUGUUUUGCACCUGGUGCAUUUUAAACCCUUGUGACUCUAAACAGAUCAUGAGAAAAACUCCUCAGCGGUGCCAAAGCUUGUCCUGAGUCUCUGCGCCUCUCGUGCCAAGCGAAGAACUGUCCUCACUUAUGUGUUGUGGUCCGUGUGUCAAAUGUGUCACUUUCAUGUGAUCAAACUUAAUUUAUUAAUACAUGUUGUUUUAUGUGAAAAAGCCAAUACUGUGCAGGCACUGUCACAUAAGCCCAACCUCUCUGGGUUGUCCACAUAGGCUACAGUAGGCAACAUGACAACUACAUUCAAAUGUGUUUUUCUGUUUGUUUUUUUUCUGUUUUUUCUUUUUUUUUUCUCUCUGCUCAGGGACAUCAGAUUGUGUUUCCUGUCACAGAAAUGGGGUUUUGUGACACAGAGAGAGCUCCUUAAAAAUGACUUUAGAUGUUUUUUGCUGAUUGUGAUGUUUUGGUUAAAUUAUAGAAGGAACAAAAAAACAUGUAGCUGAAAACGUGUCGUGUUUUGUAAAGAAAAGUGAACCUUUUUUCCAUAAUAAAGAAAAAAAACACGGA